Messenger RNA from Eurypyga helias (sunbittern), 848 nucleotides. RefSeq names its product phosphoglycerate mutase family member 5 (gene PGAM5). The transcript is spliced from 6 exons. The record is from RefSeq and is a predicted model, not a curated record. Lineage: Eukaryota; Metazoa; Chordata; Aves; Eurypygiformes; Eurypygidae. Gene Ontology annotation, biological process: positive regulation of mitochondrial fission. Gene Ontology annotation, cellular component: mitochondrion. Bases 1 to 684 code for a protein of 227 amino acids.
AUGUCACGUGAACCGUUGGCUCUUAUCAACCUCAAAAAGAAAAAUGAAGAAACCGGGGAAGAAGAACUUGCCUCGCGCUUAGAUCACUGCAAAGCAAAAGCCACCAGGCACAUAUUCCUUAUCCGUCAUUCUCAGUACAAUUUGGAUGGCCGGGCUGAUAAAGACAGGACGCUGACCCCACUUGGUCGAGAGCAGGCUGAACUGACUGGACACAGGCUGGCAAGUUUGGGAUUAAAAUUUGAUCAGAUUAUCCACUCCUCCAUGACUAGAGCAACUGAAACAACUGAAAUUAUAAGCAAACAUCUACCAGGAGUCAAAAAAAUCAGUACUGACCUGCUGAGAGAGGGAGCACCUAUAGAACCAGACCCUCCAGUCUCUCACUGGAAACCAGAAGCUGUGCAGUAUUACGAAGAUGGCGCUCGAAUUGAGGCAGCUUUUCGAAACUUCAUCCAUCGGGCUGAUGCAAAGCAGGAGGAAGACAGCUACGAGAUCUUUGUCUGCCAUGCCAACGUGAUCCGCUAUAUCGUGUGCAGAGCGUUGCAGUUCCCCCCGGAAGGCUGGCUGCGAAUGUCCCUUAACAACGGCAGCAUAACUCACCUGGUGAUACGGCCGAAUGGGAGAGUGGCGCUUCGCACGCUGGGGGACACAGGCUUCAUGCCUCCCGACAAAAUCACGCGCACCUGAGUGAGCGGAACUGAUGGCUGUCCCGGAGCUGCCUCUAGUCUCUUUGCACUAGUACAUUCAGCUGCAGUACCACUAGAUUGUUACCUGUUUUGUUGGGGUGUGAUGCUGUCUUAAAAUGUCCUUUAGCCCCCUGCCUCUGUGCGUAUUCACAUCUGCCUUUCAGU